Molecule: messenger RNA, 669 nt
Organism: Ananas comosus (pineapple)
Lineage: Eukaryota; Viridiplantae; Streptophyta; Magnoliopsida; Poales; Bromeliaceae
Exons: 3
Coding region: 181-669 (162 amino acids)
Source: RefSeq, a predicted model, not a curated record
GCCAACAAAGCGCAUAACGUGCCGGGCCUGGCCCUCACUCCUCUUUGGAAACCCCACUUAGGACAUGAUCCGGCCCGUAAAGAGAAAGGCCUAAAAUCAAAACGGGUCAGGUCCGGUCCGGGCCGGGCGCGGACUCUUCAUCUUAAACCCUUCUCCGCUUCUCCCUCACUCGAUACUCCGAUGCAUCAAACCCCUUACACGGGGCGCCCGACACCCUCCUCCGCCACCGCGCCUCGUGCCAUUCCAGAAAUUCGCAGCUACCAGGUAGAAAUCUUGCUUCGAUCAUCAAUUGGACGCUUUUCAUAUUCACCACAUAUAGAAAAAAAGAGAAAGGUUAUGGUGCAACCACUAGCGGUCGACUCAAAAAUGCUCGGUUCUAGCUUGUUUUGCGCUCAAAAUGAUUUGGCCGCAGGUCUAGCCUGGCCUGAAUCAGGCUCGGCAAUGGGGACUUCGGGCCAGCCUAGAUCGGUUAGCACCUCCAAUUGGUGCUAUAAUACACAACCAUUGACAGCAACACAAUUUGGCGACCAGGAUCUGGGCUCUCGUUAUUCCACACAUCAAUUUGAUGAUCUGGCGAGCUUGCUUGACAAUAACACGCGAGCAUCAACAGUUGGAGAAUCCUUCGCUCACAAAUCUUAUCUCCCUAGCCCUUGUUUGGUUGGGGAUUAA